This is a messenger RNA of Limanda limanda (common dab), 2610 nucleotides long. It is a transcript of the gene pdss1, whose product is annotated as prenyl (decaprenyl) diphosphate synthase, subunit 1. Gene Ontology annotation, cellular component: mitochondrion; transferase complex. The record is from RefSeq and is a predicted model, not a curated record. Gene Ontology annotation, molecular function: prenyltransferase activity. The transcript has 10 exons. Bases 1 to 1365 code for a protein of 454 amino acids. Gene Ontology annotation, biological process: isoprenoid biosynthetic process; ubiquinone biosynthetic process. Lineage: Eukaryota; Metazoa; Chordata; Actinopteri; Pleuronectiformes; Pleuronectidae.
AUGGCGGGUCCCUGGUGGAGCCGCUGUCGGAGCUGGAGCUCAAACUGUACGAGGGCGGCUGUGUUCGAAUCCCUGCGGGGUUUGAGUGGCCGGUCCGGGGCUGUGACCGAGGCUCUGACCCCGGGCCGGGCGUCCUGGAGCUCCAGGCCCCGAAGCGAGGCACAGCCGUCGACAAACCUGAAAAUAUUCAACUUUACCUCAUCUCUAAACAGACUCAAGCCCCGGUUGCUGUGUCCCACGCUGCAGCCGUGCUGCUGCAGGACGAUUCACAGCGACGCUAAGGUCCAGGACCCGUUCACGUUAGCCCAGAAAGACCUGACAAGUUUAUACGAUGAUAUCAAAAAGGAGCUGUUUGUGUCUAAAGAAGAGCUGAAGUUUCUCUGUGAUUAUUACUUUGAUGGAAAAGGAAAAGCGAUCCGACCGAUGAUUGUCGUCCUGAUGGCGCGAGCUCUCAACAUCCACAGCAACCGAGCAGGAGACCUGCUCCCGGGGCAGAGGGCCAUCGCCAUGAUCUCAGAGAUGAUUCACACCGCCAGUCUGGUGCACGACGACGUCAUCGACGGCUCAGAUAAGCGUCGUGGAAAGGGAACGAUCCAUGAAGUGUGGGGUGAAAGAAAGGCGAUCUUGGCUGGAGAUUUCAUUCUCUCAGCCGCCUCCUUGGCCUUGGCUCGUAUUGGUAACAUCACUGUGGUUAAGGUUCUGUCGCAAGUCAUAGAAGACCUGGUCAGAGGUGAGUUCAUGCAGCUGGGCUCCAAAGAGAACGAGAACGAGCGAUUCAAGCACUACCUCGAGAAAACCUUCAAGAAGACGGCGAGUCUCAUUGCAAACAGUUGUAAAGCAGUAUGUACGUUCUGUCUCCACACAAAUACAAGAGAGAUGGACAGAAGCCUCAGUUUCUGCAUGAAAGUAUCUUUGUUGACUGCCUGUCCUCCUUUGUUUUUCUUCAAGGUUUCCAUUCUGGUAAACCCUGAUCCUGAUGUUCAUGAAAUCGCCUUCCAGUUCGGGAAGAAUGUCGGCAUCGCAUUCCAGCUCGUGGACGACGUGUUGGACUUCACAUCAGGAGCCAGUCAGCUGGGGAAACCAUCAGCUGCAGAUCUCAAACUGGGUUUAGCCACUGGACCAGUUCUGUUUGCCUGUCAGCAGUUUCCUGAGCUUCAUGCAAUGAUCAUGAGACGGUUCAGCUCUGAUGGAGAUGUAGAUCGAGCCUGGAAAUACGUCCUUCAGAGUGAUGGCGUGGAACAGACCAGCUUCCUGGCCCGGCACUACGGUCAAGAAGCCAUCCGACACGUCCGUAUGCUGCGGCCGUCCCCAGAGAGAGACGCCCUCAUCAGGCUCACUGAGAUGGUGCUCACCAGAGACAAAUGAGCCCCCUGUGCCCGGGGCUUCACUUCAGGCAGCUACCUGUGGAAAGGCAAACUCCCCCCGGGCCCGUGUGUCUGCACAGGGCGGGACGAAGAUGGCGAGAGAGAGAGAAGCGAUGGACGUUGGGUUCAGAUCAACCCCUGCUGCUGGUUUUAUUGCCAAAUGAGUAUGGCAGCGAGCUCAUUUGUGUCCGAGCACCUAAUCAGAAUCAUGAGAACAGCACUCGGGGGUCUAGUCUGAACGGACUCCUGUCGUUUCAUGACUCGACAUAAACUCUUAAAAUAUACACACGAGGCUGAGUCACCUCGUAAAGCUUUGACAUAUAUACACACAUCCUUAAGAUUUCAGGUCCUACAUGAAAUCAAACAGAUGGUUUUGAGAUUAAUCUGAAAGCAACACUAUGUAACGUUGACUGAACAACAGCGCCCCCUGCAGCCACACAUCAUUAAUUAUGUCUAGAGAAAUCACGCUCAGUCCCACUUCCUGAAUGGUGCAUAUUACCCAUGAUCCCCGGCUUUCUGAACCAAAGAGCUGUGGCUAAUUCACAAAACCGUGUUCACAAUUCUUCAUAUUUAAAAAUGCGAUGGGAAUGGAUUCAAUCAUCAUUCACUCUGGGGUCAAAUGAGUCUGCAGAGUUUUAAUGGGCCCUGACGUUAUGUGAUGGAAACCCGGGUGUUUUUAACUGAUCUCCAGUUUAGCUUUACUCUUCGACUUGUUGGACCUGAGGAUUGAAGCUAUGACUUCAGUUUUUCUCACAGGAGAUCAAACCCACUCACCGAAGUUUCAUAGAACAAACGUUCAGGGAAUGAAAGAGGAAACAUUCUCCAUAUUCACAGUCACUGAAACAUCAAACUCAUUCUGAAGCUGCUGUUUUAGGGUAAAAAUAGUUUCAUAGUGUUGCUUUAAAUCACGGAUGCCACCACAUCACAGUACUGUACCUGCAGCUGCCUCACACGCCUCGGUGAUCAGUCGGUUAAACACUCGUCCUGAGAUGUGGAGCAGCUGCAUUUUUCUGUUUAAUUCCAAAUAAGAUGCAUAAUAAUCAUCGGUGUGUUCGUCCGGAUCCGUGUUUGAAUUUCUGAGAUCCGUCCGCACCACCACCAAGGCCACAACGGUCACAUCUCUGUUUCUCUGACUUGUAUAAUGGUCUGAGGAAACUUCUGUAAAGCAAAGUGCCGUUUUACAACCCGGGCCUUAACAUCUGCAACGACUGUGCUCAAUAAAUCCAACAGUUUGUUUUUUAUUUAA